Dioscorea cayenensis subsp. rotundata (Guinea yam) is the source of this 1054-nucleotide messenger RNA. Its product is annotated as transcription factor MYB60-like. Gene Ontology annotation, biological process: response to auxin. NCBI's taxonomy places the organism in Eukaryota, Viridiplantae, Streptophyta, Magnoliopsida, Dioscoreales, Dioscoreaceae. The record is from RefSeq and is a predicted model, not a curated record.
UGAAAACAGAGAGAGAGAGAGAGAGAGCAAAAGAAGAAGAGGUAAUGGGGAGACCUCCUUGUUGUGACAAGCUUGGAAUCAAGAAAGGACCAUGGACUCCAGAGGAGGACAUCAUCUUAGUGUCUUACAUCCAAGAGAAUGGCCCUGGGAACUGGAGAUCUGUCCCAACAAACACUGGUUUGAUGAGAUGCAGUAAGAGUUGUAGAUUGAGAUGGACUAAUUAUCUGAGGCCAGGGAUCAAGAGAGGCAACUUCACACCUCAUGAAGAGAUGAUCAUUCAUCUUCAAGCUCUGUUAGGAAACAGGUGGGCAGCCAUAGCUUCUUAUCUUCCACAAAGAACAGACAAUGAUAUCAAGAACUACUGGAACACACACCUGAAGAAGAAGAUGAAGAUGAGUUCAUCUGAAGUUCAAAGUCAGAGCUCAACUUCAAAUGAUCUCACAUUCAAAGGGUUGAACACUGAGACAAGUAAUUCAUAUUCAUCAUCAUAUGCUUCAAGUGCACAGAACAUAUCAAGGCUUUUGGAAGGAUGGAAGAGGUCCCCUGCAAUUAAUAAUACUCAAGCAAUGCAACAGGAACAUAGCAUUGGAAAUGAAGGCUUUGGGUCAUUGAUCUCAUUUGAGAAGGAUUCAGAGCUUCAAUCCAUGUCUAUGCUUGAGACAUGGCUCCUUGAUGAAGCCUCAGGCCAGCCAUUUUUUUCUAACUCUUUUUCUAGUUAAAAUUACAUAAUGGUAUUACUGUGAAAUAAUUGGAAAAGGAUAUGGGGACAUGUAAUGAAGAUGGCAUUAAAAGCUUCAUUUAUAGUCACAAAUGACAACCAUAUAUAAUCAUGAUGGACCAAAACCAUUAAGUACUAGUUUACAAAAUAAACAAUCCCAAAAUUUCCCACAUAUGUGGUAGCUCUGAGAAACAACCCCACAAUGCAUUCAUUUUGGGUUGCAAUCUCUCUAGUCAGUGUAGUAGUUAUGUAUUUGAAACUUAGCAGGAGAUCCUCUGUUCCACUGUUUUUCCAUGUGCUUGCAUGCAAAAAUACUUCUAACAUAAUUUUAUUCUA